AUGUCCAACUUUGCACACGCAGACGGCCAGACAGUCGUCUACCGCACCUACAAGACCCGCUUCAUCGGUCUCUUUGCCAUCGUCCUCCUCAACAUCUCCACCGGCUUCGUCUGGCUCACAUAUUCCUCGGCCCUCAAUGCCGCCAAGGCCUAUCUUAACACCAAGGAGAUGGUCGUCAAUCUCACCACCAUCCUCUACUUCAUCGCCUUCUUGAUCAUGUCCCCUGUCUCCGGUUGGAUGUUUGAGAAGAAGGGCAUCAAGUACUCCCUCCUCUUCGGAGCCAUCAUCCAGGUCAUCGGUGCUGCUAUCCGAUACAUCGCCACCUUUGUCGCCUCCUCCCCCACCAACCCCGGCCCCCGUCUGGCCCUCACAUUGGUCGGACAGGUCAUUGCCUCCGGUGCCCAGCCCUUCUUCCUCAACGCCCCUCCCAAGUUUGCUGCCGUCUGGUUCUCUGAGGACGGCCGUACCACCGCCACCAUGAUCGGAUCCGUCGCCAACGCCCUCGCCGCCGCCUUGGCUCAGUUGAUCAUCCCCGUCAUCACCGUCGAGACCGACCCCGACACUAUGGCCACCUCGGUCUUGCUCUGCCUCGUCCUCUCUGUUGUUGCCGUCGUCCCCGUCCUCUUCACCCCUGCCCUUCCCCCUACCCCUCCUUCUCCCUCGGCUGCUGCCGCUCUUGAGGAUAAUGUCGAGGAGCCCUUCUGGAUCUCGCUCAAGAAGGUCGGAUCCAACAGACAGUUCAUAAUCCUCAUGACCCUGUUCGGCACCUUUGUCGGUUUCUUCAACGCCUUCUCGUCGCUCAUCACCAUGUUCACCAAGCCCUUUGGUUACACUGCCGAGGAGUCUGGUUACUUUGGAGCCGCCAUGGUUGUCGCUGGUCUUGUCGGCGCCGGUAUUUCGGGCCCUCUCAUGGAUCGCACCAAGCAGUUCAAGUCUGUAGUCAAGACGAUGGUGCCCCUCUCUACCAUUGCCUACAUUGUCUUUUGCUUUGUCGUCCGCAAGGAUUUCUUCAUUGGCAUCAUGAUCGUCUCGAUCUUUAUCGGUUUCUUCUCGUUCACCAUGUUGCCCGUUGUCCUCGAACUCGGAGUCGAGUGCACCUACCCCGUCACCCCCGCCUCGUCCACCUCACUCCUUUGGGGAUCCGGCCAGUUCUUUGCCGUCAUCUUCCUCUUUGUCCUCCAGGCCCUCCAGAAUGACGAUAAGGCUGUCGAGACUGGUGUCAAUGCCCCUCUGAUCUUCAUCGCAGCCAUCUGCGUCAUUGCCUCAUUCCCCGUCUACUUCUUCAAGUCCCCUUACCUCCGUCUCGAGGCCGAGGGUCGUGCACGCUCCAACCAUGGCCACGUUAUGGUCGACAGCAAGAGGUCUCUCAGUGGUGAUGAGUAUGGAAUGGAUGAGGUCUCCCUUGAGGACAUCAAAGAUGUCAAGGGUGCCAAGGCCGUCUAA
Linnemannia hyalina is the source of this 1443-nucleotide messenger RNA. NCBI's taxonomy places the organism in Eukaryota, Fungi, Mortierellomycota, Mortierellomycetes, Mortierellales, Mortierellaceae. The record is from the annotation of a GenBank genome assembly.